GCUCCGCGGCCCGGGGCAGCGGCGGGGGCAGCGUCCGGACCGACAGACAGACGGACCGACAGACAGACCGACGGGCCGGCGCGGGUGUCUGCGGCCGCCAUGGAGGUGUGCGAGAGCGGCGGGGAGCAGCCGCCGCUGCUGCACUGGGACCGCAAGCUGAGCGAGCUGUGCGAGCCCGCGGACCCCGAGACGCUGCUGAGCCGCACGCACUUCACAGAGUUCCUGGAUGAAUUUUCACCUGAUGUCCUAGGCCAGCUGUUGAAUGAUCCCUUCUUGUCUGAGAAGAAUGAAAUCAUGGAGGUGGAACUGUCCCCAGCAUCGCCAGCACCCCUCAUCCAGGCUGAGCACAGCUAUUCCCUCUGUGGGGACUCCCGACCCCAGUCUCCCCUGACCCACAUCUCCACUGAUGACAACUUCAAUGAAGGUGACCUGGAAAAUGAGGAAUGGUGUCUGGCUACAGAGUUUACUCCAGCUGCAAUAAAGACAGAGCCAGGGCUGUGUGAGACAUCAGGCCUUGCUCCUUCAGUCAGUCUCACCGUCACGGCCACGUCGCUAGAGGGGGAACAGCCUGAGCUCCACACAGAUGCCCUGAUGAAACCACUGACCCAGAAAGUUCUUCCAGAGAUUAAAUUGGAGCCCCAUGAAGUGGAUCAGUUCCUGAACCUCUCUUCUAAGGAAGCAGUGGAUCCCCUGCACUUGCCUCCCACCCCUCCAAGCAGCCACGGCAGUGACUCUGAGGGAGGGCAGAGCCCGGCGCGGUCGCUCCCUCCCUCCAGCCCCGUGCAGCUCCAGGCCACGGCCAAGGUCGCGUCGCGCGCAGCCUCGAUGCUCUCCAACUCCCCUCUCCUGACUGCACCUCAUAAAUUACAGGGGACUGGCCCCCUCAUCCUGACAGAGGAAGAGAAGAGGACACUGAUAGCAGAGGGCUACCCAAUCCCUACCAAACUGCCCCUGACAAAAGCAGAGGAGAAAGUCCUAAAGAAAAUCCGCAGGAAAAUCAAAAACAAGAUCUCUGCCCAGGAAAGUAGAAGAAAAAAGAAAGAAUACAUGGACAGUCUGGAAAAAAAAGUUGAGACCUGCUCAAAUGAAAACAGUGAGCUGCGUAAGAAGGUUGAAGUCCUGGAGAACACUAACAGAACUCUUCUGCAGCAGCUGCAGAGACUCCAAGCCGUGGUUGCUGGCAAAGUGUCCCGCUCGUGUAAGGCAGCUAGCACACAGACAGGGACCUGUCUUAUGAUGGUGGUGCUGUGCUUUGCAGUAGUUUUUGGCAGCUUCUCUCAGAGCUAUGGGCCAUAUCCUUCUGCUACAAAGAUGGUGUUGCCCAGGCAGCAUUCCUCACCAGAGUCCUACACAGAUUCAAUUGUGAGGUCAAGGAGCCUCCUAAUUUAUGAAGAGCCUCAACAGCUGGAGGAGCCAUCCAGCGCGAUCUCCUUCGCAGAUCGCAGUGACAGACAAACAGACGCCUCCAAGUUGACAGCACUGUCCCUGGAGGCUGUGCCAGGGACACAGCAGGAUGAAAUCAUGCAAUUCACAAUAGCCAACGAGACCAGGCUAGAGAAAUCAGUGCUGCUGGGCCUGCAGCAGCACAGAGUCAACUCGGAGCUAGAAGGAAAUGAAACACUGAAGAUAAUUGAAAUAGACAGAAGAGUCAAUGCCACCUCUUAAAAAUAAAAAAGGCCUUUUUUCUUGACUUCCCUCCUUCCCACAUAUUUUCAACCAAAGUUCCCCUGACUUGUCAUCCUCAGUGAACCAAAGUACAAAAGAGAGGGAGUUCAACUUCUGCAUUGACUGAUGGGGCUGUGACUACAGAUGGGAUCUCUUGUCUCUGUAACUCCCUUCCUCACGUGGCACACAGUCCCUGUCUCUGCUUUUGUCCCUUUCCUGUCUAACACUGCAAGGGCAGCACUGAAUUAUGAUGGCAGAUGAUGCCAGCAGUGUGCCAGUGACUGUGUGUGCCUGUGCAUGCACACAGCCUGAUCUGAGCACAAAGACAUUCUGGAGAAGGGUGAAUUUGUGCAAAACCAAUGGGAGCAUGUGGGUGAUGGUUUUCUUGGGAGAAGGUAAUGGAGAGAGAGAGGAGAUGCAGCAUGAUGGUGCUUAGAGUCUCACCACAGCUCUGUGCCUGCUGGUCUGCAGCACUGGAGCCUUUUGGGGGGAUAGAGAAGCAAUGUGCAGCCUGCUGCUGAGGGGACAAGAAAGGGCCCUGACACUGCUGAGCUCACAGCACAGGCAGGAGAGGGCUGGUCCAUGAUGCUGCUGGAUUGUCCUCCCCAUGCUCUUUCUCUUCUCCCCUCCAGACUCUUCAUCACUUAACAGUGUAGGCUUCUCUGUGCAUUGAAUGCAAUCCUGGUGGGCUUCCCUGCUUCCACCCUUGAGAAAUUAAGCAAAGAUCAGUCACUGUCCUACCACACACUGUGUGGGAGAAUUACGCUAGUUUAACUAAAUCUGUUUAGAAAGCAGGUUUUGUUACAUUUAUGCAAUAGUUUAGAUGGAUGCCCUUUAGUCUGCUUAAGGCUAAUAUAUUUAGCUUAAGUCAGUUCCUUCCCAACAAACUAAAUCAAUGUAAGGCUUAAACCACAAGUGCCUCCUUAGAGGAGUGUAUGGAUUUAAUUUAUUGGCUUCUAGCUGGUUGAUGAAAAUUCUUGUGUAGACCCAGUCUCAGAUUGUCUUGUGUUUUCCUUUCCUUGCCAUCUUCCUGUUACUGUUGUAAAUAGUAUUUAUUAGCUUUGAAACAUUCUGUUCAGGUAGCUGCAAUGAAGAGAACUGAGCUUUCCUAACCCUGCAAGUGAUCUGGGCAAACCCUGAAAUUGGACAGAUGAACAUCACUGAAUGCCCAUUUCCUCCCCUUAAGCUUGAAUUGCCCGAAAAUAAAGCCAGGUGUCUUGUUUUCCUCUUACCUGCUUUUCCAGAGGUGUGGUCUGAGACCACCUGCUUUGGGUACAGAUAGGCCAGCUCAUGCCUAGGGUGGUGGAUCCUGUGUUAGGUGUUUGCCUCUGAUCUGAGGAGCUGAUUACAUGGGCAGGAGACGUGUCAAAAGAGGAAUGAGAUGAGCACGUGAGGGGGUGAAGUGACUGUCCCAGGCUCAGGAGAAAGCCAAGAGCAGCAUUCAGGUCUGAUUCUGGUCCAGUCCUCUUCUCCAUGCUCUGUUCCUUCUUGUCCUAUGGUGUACUUCAUGUGCCCUCUCUGUCUCUCUCUCAGUACCCUGGUCAUGCCUUUGCCUGAGCUGUGCUCCUUGCAGUUUGUGUUUGCAGAGGCAUAGUUGAACUCAGUCCAGAAUUUGAGCAGGGUUUUAUCUGGUUCCUACAGAACGGCACUCAUGCUCCAUUGAGGAUGGAUCUAAUGUGAAAAUCCCUAAUUCAGCAGGCUAGCAGAGCUGCUUAACAGUUUACCAGAAGAAGUCAAUUAAAAAAAAAAAAGUAAUUUGAAGCUCUUUUUUCUUUUAUUUUUUUUUCCUAAUGAUAAAUAAGGGAAAAACUAACCUAGCCUUACAAAUAAUUUUUUACUAUGUACAGUAGAUAUUUCUUGCAACUAUUCUAUUUUGUAAAAUAUUGAAUUUGUAUUUUAUUACAGCAGUUGUCGCACCAGCUC
This is a messenger RNA of Zonotrichia albicollis (white-throated sparrow), 3588 nucleotides long. RefSeq names its product cAMP responsive element binding protein 3 like 2 (gene CREB3L2). Gene Ontology annotation, biological process: regulation of transcription by RNA polymerase II. The record is from RefSeq and is a predicted model, not a curated record. NCBI's taxonomy places the organism in Eukaryota, Metazoa, Chordata, Aves, Passeriformes, Passerellidae. Gene Ontology annotation, molecular function: DNA-binding transcription factor activity, RNA polymerase II-specific; cAMP response element binding.